Lactuca saligna is the source of this 1593-nucleotide messenger RNA. The record is from the annotation of a GenBank genome assembly. NCBI's taxonomy places the organism in Eukaryota, Viridiplantae, Streptophyta, Magnoliopsida, Asterales, Asteraceae.
AAGGUCCCUUCCACAAAAGUUGCUAAAAGCCUAAACUAUUAUCCGAUUUACAUCAAUCCCAGCUUGUCAAUUGUCAUUGUUCCUUCCUUGUACACAGAUUGAACAAAAAUGCCGUUUGCCGGAGACCGGAAGCACCGCCGGGUCCUCCGGUCAACCCCUCUCCUCCCCCAAAAUCUUCAUAACAACGACGACGAAUACGCUGCUGCCCCAUCGGAGUCUGGAUUCUCUGGCGCCUCUUUUUCUGGGGCCGUCUUCAACCUGUCAACGACCAUUGUCGGUGCUGGAAUCAUGGCCCUCCCAGCCACUCUGAAGCAGUUAGGAAUGAUUCCUGGUCUUAUUGUCAUAAUUUUGGUCGGCAUCUUGACGGAAUCUUCGGUAGAUAUGAUACUUAGGUUCAGUAGAGCUUCCAAGUCCAAAUCAUACGCCGCCCUAGUUGGAGACGCCUUUGGUGGUGCCGGAAGAACUUUGUUACAGCUCGGCAUUGUCGUUAAUAAUGUCGGAUUGCUCGUCGUCUACAUGAUCAUCAUUGGUGAUGUACUAUCUGGAACAUGGUCCGAAGGGGAACACCAUUUAGGAGUGAUGCAAGAAUGGUUUGGUCAACAAUGGUGGACUACACGUUCUGUCUUGCUGCUUCUAACAACCCUCCUUGUUUUCUCUCCUCUGAUAUCUUUUAAACGUGUAGAUUCAUUAAGAUACACAUCAGCGUUGUCGGUGGGUUUAGCAGUUGUAUUUGUGGUGAUGACGGGUGUAGUAACGGUCAUUAAAUUAAUGAACGGAAGCAUCAGAAUGCCACGUUUGCAGCCACCUGAGCUUGGUGACGGGGCAUCAUUCUUGAAGCUUUUCACAACGGUUCCUGUAUUGGUGACUGCCUAUAUCUGCCACCACAAUGUUCACCCGAUUGCGAACGAGUUAAAAGAUCCAAGCCAGAUGAAGUCGAUAGUGAGGACAUCCAUCAUGGUGUGUUCGUCGGUGUAUGUGGCAACCAGCUUUUUUGGAUUCCUGCUGUUUGGUGAUGACACACAAGACGAUGUGCUUGCAAGUUUCAAUGGGGAUCUUGGAAUUGGGCAUUAUAGCUGGUUCAUCAAUGAUGUUGUGAGAAUAAGCUACUGCCUCCAUCUCAUGCUUGUUUUUCCCGUUGUCUUUUUCUCCUUGCGCCUCAAUGUGGAUGGCCUUCUUUUCCCUGCUACUCAUGCAAAUGCAAAACCCAAACCCAGACUCCCUAUUGCUUUUGACAAUCCCCGGUUCCUUUUCCUCACGGCCUGUCUCAUGGGUUUUGUUUUUCUUGGAGCAAAUUUUGUGCCCAGCAUUUGGGAUGCCUUCCAGUUCACGGGUGCCACAGCUACUGUCUCUGUUGGUUUCAUUUUUCCUGCUGCUGUUGCCCUAAAAGACACUCAUGGAGUUGCAACCAAAAAUGACACCAGACUCUCAUGCCUCAUGAUAGUAUUAGCUCUUUCAUCCAGCAUCAUGGCAAUCUACACUGACAUUUAUGCCGCCUUCUUCUCAUUACCAACAACAAACUAACCAAACUCUCAUCCAACUCUACAUAACUUUACUUUGCUUUAUCAUCUUGCAGCAAUGGAAGCUCAAAAGGGU